Molecule: messenger RNA, 609 nt
Organism: Olea europaea var. sylvestris
Lineage: Eukaryota; Viridiplantae; Streptophyta; Magnoliopsida; Lamiales; Oleaceae
Product: aspartic proteinase PCS1-like
Exons: 3
Coding region: 1-609 (202 amino acids)
Cellular component (GO): extracellular region
Source: RefSeq, a predicted model, not a curated record
AUGUUCCUCGAAGCAUACAAAGGUUGCAGGAUUAUGUUUCUUCAAUCUUCGAUCUUCAGUGUGCUUAAAAGACAAACAUGCUGUACCGGUACAAAUCACUUUACAACAUUAGACGAUGUAUCCUUAACUGUCGAAACCUUAGAAAACACCACUCAAACUUUAAGAAUGUACUCAAUGGCUCUGAUUGUUUCUCUCCCAAUUGGGACCCCACCACAGACUCUACCAAUGGUGUUGGACACAGGCAGCCAACUUUCAUGGACUCAAUGCCAAAGAAAGUUACCAAGAAUGUCCCCAACGACGUCGUUUGAUCCUUCUCUAUCUUCUUCCUUCUCUAACCUCCCAUGCAACAGCCCACUUUGCAUGCCACGAAAUCCCGAUUUUACCCUUCCAACUUCUUGUGUGAACAAUUUAUGCCACUAUUCAUACUUCUAUGCGGAUGGGACUUUAGCAGAGGGCAAUCUCAUCACAGAGAAAUUCAUAUUGUCACCUUCCCUAAUUACUCCUCCAUUGGUUCUUGGUUGCACCACCAGCUCCAGCGAGCCUCAAUGGUCAAUUGCUGUAAUUAAAAAUUUGUUAGAUUCAAUUGAACCUGAUAUUCUAGAUGUUUAA